AAAAUUCUGUACUCAAAUUAUUAUAAUGCAAAUUUGUGUAUGUUAAAACUUUCAUUUCUGCAGUCUAUGGCUUCACUAGAUUAUUUGUCCUUGCCGGAAAAGUGCUUUUACUUCUGCUUCUGCUUUGGCUUUCUUCCAUUAUCGUCAGCUGAGCUUUGGCAGUUUCAACACUCUGUUAAAGCUGAUGGGUCUCUUAGCUUUUUGGUCAUUGGAGAUUGGGGAAGAAGAGGAGCUUAUAAUCAAUCUCAAGUUGCAUUUCAGAUGGGAAGGAUUGGAGAAGAUUUAAAUAUAGAUUUUGUGGCGUCAACCGGAGACAAUUUCUACGACGAUGGACUGAAAAGCAUAAAUGACCUAUUAUUUCAAGAGUCAUUUACUCAAAUCUACACCGCUAGUAGUCUCCAAAAGCAAUGGUAUAAUGUAUUAGGCAACCAUGAUUACAGGGGCAAUGUGGAGGCCCAAUUGAGCCCAAUUUUGAGGAUGAUGGACUCCCGAUGGCUUUGCCUGAGAAAUUUUGUUGUUCAAACAGAAAUUGCUGAUUUUUUCUUUGUGGACACAACUCCAUUCGUGGAUAAGUACUUCUUGAAGCCAAACAAACACACUUAUGAUUGGAGAGGAAUAAUUCCCAGGAAGAAAUAUCUCACAAAACUUUUACGGGAUGUAGAAUUAGCAAUGAGGAAAUCAGCUGCAAAUUGGAAGAUUGUGGUUGGGCAUCAUACUAUUAGAAGCAUUGGGCAUCAUGCUGACACCAAGGAGCUAGUACAACACCUUCUACCAAUACUUGAGGCCAACAAUGCUGAUAUGUACAUAAAUGGCCAUGACCAUUGCUUGCAACAUAUAAGUAGCACUAGAAGCCCAAUUCAAUUCUUGACUAGUGGAGGAGGAUCAAAGGCAUGGAAAGGUGAGAUUGAUAAAAGGAACCGAAAUGGAACAAGAUUUUAUUAUGAUGGUCAGGGGUUCAUGUCUAUACAACUCACAGAGGCUGAAGCAAGGAUCAUAUUUUAUGAUGUUUUUGGUAGAGCUCUACACAAUUUAAAUCUAUUCAAGCAGCUCAAUUCUGCAAUGUAAUGAUUAUGAAUAUGUAAUGACAGUGUUUUCACUUAAUAGAAUAAUUUGGAUCCGCUCCUCAUCUAGACUUACUGAAUUGAAGAAACUUGUAACACAUAUGAUCCAGGAUGUUAUGUAAAUUUCAUAUGAAAAGAAGCAUAACCGUAAGAGCACAAAUUCAAGCA
Pistacia vera is the source of this 1229-nucleotide messenger RNA. RefSeq names its product purple acid phosphatase 3-like. The transcript has 7 exons. Bases 40 to 1065 code for a protein of 341 amino acids. Lineage: Eukaryota; Viridiplantae; Streptophyta; Magnoliopsida; Sapindales; Anacardiaceae. The record is from RefSeq and is a predicted model, not a curated record. Gene Ontology annotation, molecular function: ferrous iron binding; acid phosphatase activity; ferric iron binding.